Messenger RNA from Oncorhynchus keta (chum salmon), 3491 nucleotides. RefSeq names its product cytosolic carboxypeptidase 2-like. The transcript has 4 exons. NCBI's taxonomy places the organism in Eukaryota, Metazoa, Chordata, Actinopteri, Salmoniformes, Salmonidae. Bases 1457 to 1732 code for a protein of 91 amino acids. The record is from RefSeq and is a predicted model, not a curated record.
UUUCUACGUUCAGAGAUAACUCAGGGGGAGACUUUGAUAAAGUUCUCAAGCUAUUUGAAGAUAUUAUUAUUAAGCAUGAUAUUAGUCAUUGGGACGUGAGAUGAUCACGGCAGCGAAAACUGCCUAUAAAAUUGGCAGACAGUGUAGUCACAACUUCAUUGGGGAAAACAUCCAGCAUCAAGAGUGACCGUGACCUGAGGCAAUUUUGGAACAAUAUUCUCGACAGACAGAUUACCGAGUUAAACUCAAGAUUUCAAGGAGACACAUGGAAUCAUGCGAGCGGCAGCCUCCUUUUCCAAAUAAUCCCAAACCUGCGGCCUUAAAGAGCAGCUGAAGACCACAUGCGAUCAUUAUGCAAUAUCAAUUGAGUUUACUGAAUUCACUGUUUUUAUUCAGUAGUUGAGUCGAAAAAUGAACAUGGGAAAGAGUGACUUUUCCUCCUCCUGUACUUGACAGCUGCCCUGAUGAUAUUUUCCCUAAUAUAAACUCUCUGUUAAGGAUCAUUGUCACACUUCUAAUUACAUGGGGCAGCAGGGUAGCCUAGUGGUUAGAGUGUUGGACUAGUAACAGAGAUUGCUCUAAGUACUAUGCACUAGUAUAAAACGAUUGUAUUACGAAAUAAUAUACGGUGCACAUCGCAAAAUAAAUGUAAUAAACAAGUUGAAAAAUGCCUAUCCAAAUUUUUCUAGGCCUAUCCACCCCCAAAAUAUCUGGCUACGCCCCUGUGUUUAGUCCCAGGUUCCUUGGACAUAGGCAGGAUCCUUGGACAUAGGCAGGGUUCUUGGACAUAGGCAGGGUCCUUGGACAUAGGCAGGAUCCUUGGACAUAGGCAGGGUCCUUGGACAUAGGCAGGGUCCUUGGACAUAGGCAGAAUCCUUGGACAUAGGCAGGGUCCUUGGACGUAGGCAGGGUCCUUGGACGUAGGCAGGGUCCUUGGACAUAGGCAGGAUAAUAAUAAUAAUAAUAUAUGCCAUUUAGCAGAUGCUUUUAUCCAAAGCGACUUACAGUCAUGUGUGCAUACAUUCUACGUAUGGGUGGUUCCGGGAAUCGAACCCACUACCCUGGCGUUACAAGCACCAUGCUCUACCAACUGAGCUACAGAUCCUUGGACAUAGGCAGGGUCCUUGGACAUAGGCAGGGUCCUUGGACAUAGGCAGGAUCCUUGGACAUAGGCAGGGUCCUUGGACAUAGGUAAUGUACAUAGGUACAUACCACUGAACUGUUUGCUGUAACAAACACCCAAUGUUGUUUUGACCUCUACACUGUACAGAAAGAUCCAGAGGCAUACAGUACAGAGUUAUGAGUCUGAAUGGACUCCAAGUGCUAAACUAUUACAUAGUGUGAAUCUAAAUUGGAAUGUUAUUGUUACGGAAAUAUAUUGCCGUGUUCUAGAGUGAGACCCUCCGGACCCAGAGCCGUUCUACCAGUCCCCGGGCCAUGACAGGUGCCUGUUGGGAUGGAGAAGGGGAACGUGGUCUACUUCAUUGACUCAGCCACAAAAACCUCCUACUUCACCUGCUCUCACGUGGGGGGGAGCUGGGGGCUCAUCAAGAGCUCCACCUCCUGUGCCACGCAUCAGGACCAGUCCUUUGAGUCACGCUUCGAGAGUGGCAACCUGCAGAAGGCAGUUCAAGUCGGUGUCCAUAACUACAAGCUCACCCUGCACACUGAUAUGUACACCACCAAGCACACGCAGUGGAGAGUACUUCUGGGUCAGAAACAUGAAGGCUAGCCGUCUGUACUGCACAGGCAUGAGGUCCAUGCUCUACUCUGAGAUGGCCGCCUGGGAGAAGGGAGGGCUGGCACCGGACUGCCUCAAACAUCAGGUACUACCACAACCAGCAUCAUAAGGCUGAGCAGGACAACAACACCACCACAAACAUCAAAUCCCUCACCUGGACCUGCCAGUUCGCCUGUGACAGACACCUAUCUGGCCCACUGCUACCCUUAACACCUUUUCCCACCGGCAACGUUGUACAUGUGCUGACAGUGACGUCGCCGGCAGGAGGGUGGGCAGAGAGGAGUGCCAAGCAGGUGGUGGUUGUGACGGCCGGGGUGCAACCCGGGGAGAACAACAGCUCCUGGUUGAUGCAGGGAUUCUUGGACUUCCUGCUGGGAGUCGGACGACACCAGGCAGCUGAGGGAGGUCUUUGUGUUUAAAGUCGCUUAUGCACUUUUGGCUUUUUUAUCUUUGAAAAUAACCAAGUAUUUCAGUUAUGUGUUUGAUUGCCAUGUGGGAUAAUUGUACGUUUUCCAUUCAGAAUUAGAAACACAUCAUAAAGAGACCCCAUGAUGUUGAUUCUUGUGUUGCUCCCUUGCGGACCUUCAGGUGAUGCCUAUGCUGAACCCAGACGGGGUGGUGGUGGGGAUCUACUACUGAUCUCUGGCCGGCAGGGACCUGAACAGGAACUACAAGACUGCUGAGGGAUUCCUUCCCCUGCGUCUGGCACACCAGGAACAUGGUCAAUAGGCGAGAGGGGGGGAAGUGGGAGGAUACUCAAACAGAUGUGAGAGAGUCAUGCCUCUCUAACCUACGGAGAGGUUUAAGUUCAGUCUGCCUUCUCUGACCUUGUUGCUAUGGUUUCCCAUCUGUCCUUGUUGUUGUCAUUGCACCCAAAACUGAUGGCUGAGAGAGAUGUGGUGCUGUAUUGAUUUUCACAGUCAUAGUUGUAAGAACAAUGUCUUCAUGUGCGGCUGUACCAACCACAAUGAUGCCACACAAUGGCUCCAUGAGAGAAUCUUCCCUCCCAUGAUGAGCUUCAUCAAUGACAAGGUUUGAAUCCCAUUGAGUUAAGAAAAUCUUGGCCAACGGUAGCUGUGGUCAGAGAGAAGAGAGAGAGAAGGUAUGGAUGAGAGAGAAGCUCACUCUUCCUCAUUUGUUUAGACUGAUUGUGGCUUGUGCAUUACCCCAGAACCUAAUUUCUAAAGACAGUACACUCCUGGAUCCCCCAUCCCACCACUCGCAUUGGUGUCAUAGGCCAUGUGACCCUCUGGCAGGAGGAGGAGUCAGAGAAGGUAAUGGCUGCCAAUUACCCUUCAAGCCCUACUGCAUCUUGAUAGUUUGCAGUGUUACUAAAAUACUGUUACAGGUACAUUCAUCUCAAGGUGUUUUACAACAACCUGGGCCUUGACCUCCCAAACCUGUUCUUAGUAGGUUGAUGCACUCUGAACAUCCCCACCUCAUCAAACUUAAAAGGCAUGAACAAGUGAUGACCACUGUUUUGUGCCAGUGUGAUGGUCAGCAUUAACUGUGUUCCAGAAUGAAUACCUGGAGGCUGAGGGCUGCAUACCUGUUGAGUGGGGCUCAUGCUCACCCUACUCAGCCAACUAUCACAGAGGAGCAGCGGCAGUAUCAGUCACCAGCUGCAGUUUGGCUCCUCCCAGCCUCCACGGUCAGCCCCUCAGCAGUUGCCCCUAUCUGUCACGGCCUUAGAGCAACGCGGCCUCUCCAUGCCUGUUAUGCAGCAGCAGCCCAUGCCCUUCAGCCCCGA